Molecule: messenger RNA, 2013 nt
Organism: Acanthoscelides obtectus
Lineage: Eukaryota; Metazoa; Arthropoda; Insecta; Coleoptera; Chrysomelidae
Source: the annotation of a GenBank genome assembly
AUGACACCGUGUCACGGUGACCCGCAAGAGCUCCGUUCAAGUAGACAGCUCAAUGUAAACAAAGCAACAUGUACUGAGAUACUCCUUCCUCUUCUAGUACCGCUAGCGUUAGCUACGAGCAAAGAAGAAGGUUCAGAAAACGACGUCCAAGACACCAUCCGCCACUACCAAGUCCACGAAAGCGCCCAGGAAGACCCUGAGUUCAAUCAUGACCUGCCCAAAUGGUACACUGGAGACCACGAUUUCAGCCAUUACAGCCAGUAUCAUCCUUUGGGCUUCUUAGCCCAGUACGCCACCUAUACUCCUGCUAAGCAUUACCCAACAUAUACUUCUAAUCAUGAUAUAGACCAUAACGAUUUGAGUGUGGAUCAUGAUCAUAGCAGUGAAGAUAACGCACCAGCCUCGUUUCUGGACAUAGCUCCUUCAACAGAGUAUAAUACUUACCAUCCUUCAGUGGACAGCUCAGAUCAUAUAUCUCAUCACUAUGUCCCUCCGCAUAUCCCAGAUAAGGCUUACUAUGAGGUACAUGAAGAUAUAGAUGAGAGUGACAAUCCCUACAAUCCGCAUCACGAUCACGAUAGUGGAGAACACCACAUUCCUGAUACAUCCCACCACCUCCAUACCGAUUCCGGAGAACACCAUAUUCCUGAUACUCAUGUGAGUCAUCACAAUGUUGAUAGUGGGGAACACCAUAUUCCUGAUACAUCCCACCACCUCGAUACCGGUUCCGGAGAACACCAUAUUCCUGAUACUCAUGUGAGUCAUCACAAUGUUGACAGUGGGGAACACCAUAUUCCUGAUACAUCCCACCACCUCCAUACCGAUUCCGGAGAACACCAUGUUCCUGAUGCUCCUGUCAGUCAUCACAUACCUUCAUCUGGACUCCAUGUUGAUAGUGGGGAACACCAUCUUCCUGAAACGCAUGGCAGUGGAGAUACAGGGACAUAUCUGCCUCCAAUAACACGUCAUCUUGGUUCUUCAGUCCAGCAUGUGGAAGGUCAUCAUAUUCCGGAUACCAGUGACCACCACGUUCUAUCUUCAGAACAUUACGUUAAUAGUGGAGGGAGCUAUGUACCAUCAACAAGUCAUCACGUAUCUUCAUCAGGAUACCAUACUCCUUCUUCAGGAACGUCAGGACAUCAUGUGGAUCACGUUCCUGAUUCUGGAAGCCAUGAUGGAAGCUCAGGACAUUAUGAUCCUUUGUCAGAACACGAUCAUGAGCUAGCUCAUCACAUUCCCGAUUCGGGGAAGCAUGGUGGGAUCUCGAGGCACCACAUACCUGACUCAAGUAACAAUAUACAGAGUGGUCCGGAUGUCCACAUUGAAGACGAGCAUGGUCGUCACGACGCGGUUGACCACCCUGGUUCGGACAUCCAUUCUGACGCGCAUCUAUCGUCUUUGCACGUGUCGAAUGGUUCGGAGGAAGACGGUCACCAACAAAGUGAUGAAGCGGAUGAUGGUAGAGGUGAAAAGAGUGAAGAAACGAAGAGACCUACACUGGACAGAAUGUUCGCUUCGACGUCACAAAGAAAUGAUGAUGGUUUGCGGGCGUCUUACAAUAUCUCGUUACUUAUAGCAAAAUCCGGAAAACCGCAUACUAUCGGAGAGAAAUUAAUUUUGCCAGCCGUUGAAGAGGUUUUAAAAACUGUUUUACACAAACCUGCAUCUGAUAUCAUUAAAAGAAUUCCCUUAAGCAACAAUACAGUUGAAAAACGUAUUGAUGAAAUGAGUUCUGAUAUUGAAAGCUUCUUGUGUAAUUAUUUGCAAACGACCCAUUUCUCUAUACAACUGGACGAGUCAACUUUACCUGAUAAUGCAGCAUUACUAUUGGCAUGUGUUCGUUUUAUUAUGAAUCAAGAAAUCUACGACGAACUGCUCUUCGCAAGAACUUUGAUAACCGACACUAAAGGUGAAUCAAUAUUUCAUGUUUUGAAGGAUUACUUCAUUGAAAAAGCAAUUCCUUUAUCAAAUAUAAUAUCAGUAACUACAGAUGGAGCACCUGCCAUGGUUUGA